Paramecium octaurelia is the source of this 677-nucleotide messenger RNA. The record is from the annotation of a GenBank genome assembly. Lineage: Eukaryota; Ciliophora; Oligohymenophorea; Peniculida; Parameciidae.
GUUAAAACCACAUAAAGUGUUGUUGCAUGAGUUCGCUGAACUGAUAUUGAAUCAGAGAGUAGAGUAGAAACCCUCGAGUUUGAGACAUUCGAAUGUACUGAACUUGUGGCAGAUCAAGGGAAUAUGGGUGAAUGAGAAUUCAGAUUUAAGAUUGCAGCUCAAUUUCUACAUUUAGAAAUGGAAUACUAGGAUUCUAGUUGAAGUUUGGGUCUUAGAAGUAAUCAUAACAAACGAGUAAUAGAACAACACUAAAAAGAUAAUUUAAGAUGAGUGAUCAGCAAUUUAAGAAGACACAACGACUGGCUCUUUUGCAAUCUAGGAGUAUUCUAGGGAUAUUGGCCAAUCUCCCCCUAUCUCAAGAAAUCCCCUCAUUUAAUAAGCAUAUGAAAAUUGCAUACAAUACUGAAAAUAGUACAAUCCCAACACAUUUCCAUACUAUCAACUUUCCAGUCAUCCCUUGUUCAAGUAAAAAGGUCACGUACUUGUACAUGCAGGUUCAUUACUAAAAAGAAAUUAUAUUCUCUCCAUAACCAAAAUUAGCACAGAAACCAUUCACUGAAAGAGAAGAUGCUGAAAUGAACACUUUGCAUCAAAUUCAAAAGAGUUUCAGAAAUAGAACCAAGGCUUCUUCUUAGAUAACUGAAACUCUUGAAUACAUCAUUUGCACUGUGAACUGA